This is a messenger RNA of Knipowitschia caucasica, 981 nucleotides long. The record is from the annotation of a GenBank genome assembly. Lineage: Eukaryota; Metazoa; Chordata; Actinopteri; Gobiiformes; Gobiidae.
AUGCCAAAAACAAACCUGAAGGAAAGGGGCAAACAACAACCUCACGAGGACACCACUCUGGAAGACCCUGGAGGCUCCAUUUCCUUGUCCGAUAUCAUGAACGAAAUCAAAAUAUUCCGGACGGAAACCACGGAAAACUUUGAAACCGCAAAGAAAGACAUUAAAGGAAUUAAAGAAGAAAUCGGUCAAUUAAAUCUACGAAUCGGUACAGCAGAGGAACGGAUCGCGGAAACUGAAAGCCGUGAUAUUGAAUUGACCAAAGUUCUCAUCCAAGUAUUACGCAAACAAAAACUACUCGAGGAAAAGUGCCAAGAUCUAGAGAGCCGAUCGCGCAGGAAGAACCUUCGGAUUUACUCAGUUCCUGAGAAAUCAGAAGGAAAUAAUAUGGUCGAAUUCAUUUACAAAUUCCUGAACGAAAGGCUGGGAAUCACUGGAGUUCGCAUUGAAAGAGCGCACAGAGCCGCCCCUUUGGUGACUGACGGAGGCGCCGACAGGCGGCCCGGAACACCGAAGCGACCUGGAUCAAUUGUGGUCCGCUUUCAGAGUUACGUGGAGAAGCAAAGGGUGCUCCAGGCCGCAUGGACCAAAAAGGACAUACGAAUCAAGGACAGCAGGAUCUUCUUCGACGAGGACUUCUCAGCGCAGGUGUAUAAGGAGCGUGCAAAAUAUAGGCAAGUACGGAAGCAAUUGUAUGAGCGCAACAUCAAGACACGCAUCCUGUAUCCUGCAAAGUUGAAGCUAUUUCUUUCUGAUGGGAAGUACACGGUGUUUAAGGACCCCCCGACUGCAGCAGAGGGGUUGCGUGAGUUUGGGAUAACAAUGGAAAGUUCCCCUAAAGAGCCGGAUUUGGAGGCUACCCUGCAGGCGGCAGGCUGGGAGAGCCCCCGCAGAGGCAGAGGAGGACGCGCAGAUGAGCUGACCUCAAGCCUAAAUACACUAAUUCGUUUGCCCACAACUCAAGUGGACACUGUCGUAACCUAA